AUGAAUACUUCCAUUGUCAAUCCACCGCGUGAUCCCAAUACACUAUCAAAUUACAAUAACUUUCUCACGACUCAUACUGAGGUCAACUUCAGUAUUGACUUUGAGAAGAGAAACAUCAGUGGAAACGUUGCGCUAACCCUCAAGUCGAUCACUGAUGCGGCAGCGAAGGAGAUUUUGCUCGAUACUAGCUUCCUGAACGUAAAGGAUGUGGUCUUAAAUGGAAAGACUCCUAAGUGGGACUUACUACCUAGGUUUGAGCCAUAUGGAUCGGCUCUGAAGAUUAGCCUGGAAGACGGCGUCCAAAAUGGAAAGAGUGUGCAACUUGAGAUGUCAACGGAGACGACCAAGGAGUGCACGGCGAUCCAGUGGCUCACGCCGGCUCAGACAAGAAGUGAACACCCUUAUAUGUUCACUCAAUGUCAGGCCAUUCAUACAAGGUCUGUAUUCCCUUGUCAAGACACGCCUGAUGUCAAGGGGACUGUUCAAUUCAACAUCGAGUCUCCUUUGCCUGUCAUCGCUAGUGGACUUUCUAUUGGCGUCAAAGACCUUGAGAAGGGCGCCAACAGCGCGAUUGGGACCAAGCUCUACACAUUUGAGCAGAGUAUUCCCAUACCGAGCUAUUUGUUCGCCUUAGCCAGUGGCGAUAUUGCCAAAGCGCCCAUCGGGCCUCGAAGCGUAGUUGCAACCGGGCCGAAAGAAUUGAAGGCAGCACAAUGGGAGCUUGAGGAAUCUACAGAACGAUACAUUGAGACGGUCGAAAAAAUUGUCUUUCCGUAUCAGUGGACGGAGUAUAACGUGCUUGUCCUGCCGCCAAGCUUCCCUUACGGAGGAAUGGAGAAUCCUGUUUACACAUAUGCCACCCCAACAAUGAUAUCGGGCGAUCGAGAGAAUGUUGACGUGAUUGCCCACGAACUCUCACAUUCAUAUAGCGGCAAUUUGGUUUCCAACGCCAGCUGGGAACACUUUUGGCUCAAUGAGGGCUGGACAACAUACCUUGAGCGCAGGUUACAAGCCGCGGUACAUGGCGAACCCCACAGAGAUUUUUCCUCGAUCAUUGGAUGGAAGUCUCUUCAAGACUCGGUGAAGCAGUUCGGAGAUUCGCACGAAUUCACCAAAAUGGUCGUCGACCUUAAGGGCAAGGACCCUGAUGACGCUUUCUCGAGUAUACCUUACGAGAAAGGCUACACGUUUCUCUCUUACCUCGAGAACCAGGUGACUAAGAACAAAUGGAACACAUAUAUCCCCCAUUACUUCACCACCUUUGCUCGCAGGUCUCUCGAUUCCUACGACUUCAAAGCAAAUCUGCUGUCUUUCUUCGCCUCCGACACCAUCGCAUUCAAGGCGCUCAACGAUGUAGACUGGGACUCGUGGUUAUACACUCCAGGACUACCUCCAAAACCCACCUUCGACACCUCGCUCGUUGAUGUUUGCUACGAUCUCGCCUCAAAGUGGGAGACCGGUAGAUUUGAGCCCAGACAGGAAGACAUCAAAGGCUGGUCGGCGAAUCAAGUGGUGGUCUUCCUGGACACCGUGCAAGCAUUUGCAAAACCUCUGGACGAGCGAGCUUCGCAAACGAUGGGGUCAACUUAUGGCUUUGCCAAAAGCCAGAACGUCGAGGUUGUCUCUCGGUAUUAUCAAGCGGCACUGAAAGCAAGGGACGAGACGGUGUUCAAACCAACGGCGGAACUAUUGGGCAAGGUUGGCAGGAUGAAAUUUGUGCGGCCAUUGUACAGGCUACUCGACGAGGCUGACCGUGCUCUAGCAGUGGAGACUUUUGAGAAGAACAAGGACUUCUACCAUCCCAUCUGCAAAAAUUUGGUUGAGAAAGACUUGUUUGGGAAGGGAACUAGGUCUUAA
Letharia columbiana is the source of this 1857-nucleotide messenger RNA. RefSeq lists its product as uncharacterized. Gene Ontology annotation, biological process: proteolysis. Gene Ontology annotation, cellular component: cytosol. The record is from RefSeq and is a predicted model, not a curated record. The transcript is spliced from 3 exons. Gene Ontology annotation, molecular function: aminopeptidase activity; metallopeptidase activity; epoxide hydrolase activity. Lineage: Eukaryota; Fungi; Ascomycota; Lecanoromycetes; Lecanorales; Parmeliaceae. Bases 1 to 1857 code for a protein of 618 amino acids.